This is a messenger RNA of Eleginops maclovinus (Patagonian blennie), 1701 nucleotides long. RefSeq names its product GTPase IMAP family member 9-like. The coding region runs from base 76 to 966 and encodes 296 amino acids. NCBI's taxonomy places the organism in Eukaryota, Metazoa, Chordata, Actinopteri, Perciformes, Eleginopidae. The record is from RefSeq and is a predicted model, not a curated record. Gene Ontology annotation, molecular function: GTP binding. The transcript is spliced from 3 exons.
UCUCUGCCUGCAAACAUACGAGACAGCUGAGAAACACUUGUACAGAUUUUCUCCAGAGGUCACUGUAACGAAGAGAUGUUGGGAGGAAAAGCUUUCGUUACAGGCCUGCUUGUGCUGGUUACUUUAUGUGGUCAAACUGCUCACUGCAAAAAUCCAUCCAAAGGUUCAACACAACUGGAAGACCUGAGAAUUGUUCUUGUUGGAAAAACUGGAUCAGGAAAAAGUGCUUCUGGAAACACCAUCCUUGGAAAUCCAAAUGCCUUUAAAAAGGAUAUGUCUCCUGAGUCUGUUACUAACGGCUGUCACAAAGAAGAGUCUAAUGAUGGUGAGAGGAAAAUUGUUGUCAUCGACAGUCCAGGACUUUUUGAUACUCAGAAAACAGAAGCCGUUGUGAAAGGAAUAAUUGAAGGUUGUAUUGAGCAGUCAGUUCCUGGACCCCAUGCUUUUCUGUUAGUGAUCAGUCUGAAGGCUAGAUUCACUGAUGAGGAGAAGGCAACUGUGAAAUGGAUCCAGGAUAAUUUUGGUUCAGAUUCUUGUAUGUAUACCAUAGUUCUGUUUACACACGCUGACUUGCUAGAGGAUAAAUCAGUGGACCAAUAUGUCUCAGAGAGCAUACAUCUAAAAAGACUGAUAGACCAGUGUGGAGGAAGGUAUCAUUCAGUCAUGAAUAACAAAAUAGGAAACAGAAUCCAGGUCAAAACACUACUAGAGAAGAUAAACAAAAUGGUGGAGUUUAAUGGAGGAAAGCACUAUGACAACGAGAUGUACCAGAAAGCCCAGGCGAAACUUCAUGAGGAGGAAAGGAAAAGAAAGGAAGAAAGGAUAUAUGCGUGCGCAAAGCUGACUCUUCUUUCCUUGAUACCUAUUGCGUUAGGACCUUUCUUACCCACAGUGGCUCUCCAGUAUGGGGCUGGUAUUGUAAGUACAGUACUUGGAUCAUAUGCAGCCUAUAAUUGCACUACAUAAAGUUAAGGAGCCCUUGGGGAGCCUGUGAUGAAUACAAAUAUGGAAAAAGCUACGAAUAAUGGACAAGCCUCUACUUAAAAUUCUGUUACAUUCAUUUUGAACUGAAAAUUCAGGCUGCAUGCUUUGCUUAUGAGUGGAAUUAGGAAUAUGCUGUCGCACUCAUUAGUCUGUCUAAAUAUUAUUUUGGCUAUGUAAGACGGACAAGAGACAUGCAACAAAUCUGGACUAGGAGGAAGUUGCCUGGCAACAGAGGCUCUAGGAAGUUAGUGUUUCCAGCUAAUGUCUUCCUCAACAGGCUUUAUGUCGACUAUAUAUUUAUAGGCGGUGGUGGCGAAGUCCAUAGGGGCUUGGCCUGGGAACUGGAAGGUCACCAGUUCAAGUCCCCGAAAGACCAAGUGCCACCGUGGUGUCCCUGAGCAAGACACUGGUUACCUACACUGCUCCCCGGGCGCCGUACAUAAUGGCAGCCCACUGCUCCUAACACUAGGAUGGGUCAAAUGCAGAGACCGCAUUUCGUUGUCCUAGUACUUGUACUCUGUGCAAUGACAAUAAAGUUUAAUCUUAUUAUCUUAUCUUAUCUUAUAUCUACAACUAAAAAUGUUCUUACAGUAAAUGUAUAGUGUUCACUACACAUGUAUAGUUUCUAUUUGUUUUUGAGAUCAAUGAUUGAUUUGGUUUUUUUUUGAGAAAGUGUGUAUGGCAAAAGGAACCAAAUAAAGCCCUGCUUUGACUUUA